GGCGCCGUUCCUUGUUCGCCAUACUUGCACAGAGAAGAGCGACAGAAGCACUUAUUCUACAAGCGCCUGGGGAAAAAACAGCAGGAAAACGACAUGGCUGAGGACGAUUUGACUCCGGAGCAGCUAGCAGCCAUCGCUGCGGAAAACGACGUGGGCGAGACGGUCAACUACAAGCCCCCGGCCCAGAAGACCCUGCAGGAGAUCCAGGAGCUGGACCAGGAUGACGAGAGCCUCCGGAAGUACAAGGAGGUUCUGCUAGGAGCCGGCGCUGCUGCUGUCGCUGAUCCCAGUGUUCCCAACGUCCAGGUGACACGGUUGACACUGAUGUGUGAGACUGCCCCGAACCCACUGACCCUGGACCUGCAAGGAGAUCUGGAGGCCUUUAAGAAGCAGUCCUUUAUCCUGAAGGAGGGAGUGGAGUACAGAAUAAAGAUCAGCUUCAAAGUGAACAAGGAGAUUGUUUCGGGACUCAAGUAUGUCCAGCAGACCCACAGGAAAGGAGUGAGAAUUGACAAGUCAGACUACAUGGUGGGGAGCUAUGGGCCGAGGCCGAACGAGUACGACUUCCUGACCCCGCUGGAGGAGGCUCCUAAAGGCAUGCUGGCCCGCGGCACCUACAACAUCAAGUCCAAGUUCACCGACGACGAUAAGCACGACCACCUUUCCUGGGAGUGGAACCUCAACAUCAAGAAAGACUGGAAAGACUAAGAAAGAGGCCUUCAAAACCAAACCCCACAACCAUGUCCCCAUUUCUCCAUGAGUUUAUGUUCUUCUACUUCAUUCCAUCCUCAUGUCUUCAAUCUUCAUUCCGACCCUUCCUCUUCAUUCCGACCUUUCCAUCCCUCUCUCGUCUCCCACGUUUCUCCCCAUUUAUCCGUCUGCAUUAGUAGCAGCAGCAGAAGCAACGGCCCCCUCUGUCCGUCCAUCCCCCCUCUGCUUUCAUUGGUUGCACAAAGUCCACCAUAAUUGAUUCACUGUCCUCAACCUGCCAUCCAUGCAACCUUAAAGGCCCAGUGCAGUCAAUAAUGAGAUUUUGCCGUGUUUUGUAUGUACAUAUGUAUCCACGCUGUGAGUUUGGAGUAAUAUUGUUAGAAUUAUGAUAAUGCCCUUUCAGUGUUGGAGCUGUUUGAAAAGACUGCCUUGGUGGGAUGGAGUUUUGGCCCCCUGGUGACUUCACCAGUCAGUGAAUUUGUUAGUAGACCAAUAAAAAUUGUUCCGGGCCUCUCUGCCAAUAACAGCUAGUUUUCCCUUCCCCACUGAGGCCACUCCCAGACAGUCCUAGCCAAAUUCUUGCUUGAGAAAUUGCUCUCUGCUAAGA
Messenger RNA from Salvelinus namaycush (lake trout), 1318 nucleotides. RefSeq names its product rho GDP-dissociation inhibitor 1-like. The transcript is spliced from 6 exons. Bases 94 to 708 code for a protein of 204 amino acids. Gene Ontology annotation, biological process: Rho protein signal transduction. Gene Ontology annotation, molecular function: protein binding; Rho GDP-dissociation inhibitor activity. NCBI's taxonomy places the organism in Eukaryota, Metazoa, Chordata, Actinopteri, Salmoniformes, Salmonidae. The record is from RefSeq and is a predicted model, not a curated record. Gene Ontology annotation, cellular component: cytosol; membrane; cytoplasm.